UGUGUCACAUGGGGACAGUGAGAACGAGACAGUUUGAGUGUGUGUGCGUAAAAUAUAUAGCCUGUGCGUCGAUCCAGAAAUGAAUAGGUGGCCCCCCUGUCAGACACAAUUUAUGUGAGAGAACAGUUAAAGGGAGAGACGCUGUAGCGACUGUGCUCUCCCCCUCUCUCUGUGUGUGUGUGUGUGUGUGUGUGCGGAGAGGGAUUACCAUUACGCGCGUAAUGCGGAGCACAGUCCCUGGUGAAGCAUUAGUCGGGAGCGGACAUUCGGCGACAUAAACAGUCCAGUCAUUACAACUGAAGACUUGCGUCGCUGCAGCGCGUCACAUGGUUUCAUUUAACUGUGUGUUUUAUUCGAUUGGAUGACUGCGCCAACGUGAAAGUCAAAGAUGCGCACGGCUGAACAAAGGAUUUAGGGGGGAAACGACAAAGAAACUCUCGCACAUUUCAAUCCUGACACCCGGGUGUCCUUAUAGUCUCUCCAGUGUGGACUUGCUGGAGCUCAGGGUUAAUGCCAACACCGCCUCUGAGGACCACGGGCACGGGCUGAAUAACCGGGCUCCUCCGGUUUGGAACCUGGAGCAGGAGGAAUCAUCUGGUCCGAUCGCGUCCAUGUGGAUGGAGAGUGAAAAGGCAAACGCGCCUUGCUCCGAAAUGUGACAUUAUUAUUCGAUCUACCAUUAACCCUCACAACUGUGCGCCCGUCUUCGUUCUUGAUCGGAUUUGUUUACAUCGUUAAAGAAAUGGCGUUCCUCCCGAUUGUCCUGCUGCUGCUGACUGUUGCUCAUCAUGCCAGGAGUCAAGAUGCCACUAAUGAGGUCACUCCAAGGGGCUGUGGCAUCGGCUUUAAGGAACCCUACAUCCUCCUCUGUGACAUGGACGCAAUGUGGGGUAUAGCUGUUGAAGCUCUGGCUGCUGCUGGGACAUUAGUUAGCAUCAUAAUAGUCCUAGUCCUGCUGGGCCGUUUAAGCCACAUCAGUGAGGCUGAGAAGCGCAGCGGCGUGGGACCAAUCCUCCUGCUGCUCCUCGGCGUGCUUGGCUUAUUUGGCCUGAGCUUUGCUUACCUGAUCACACAAGAUCAGAUAUUAUGUCUGGUCCGUAGAGCCCUGUGGGGCCUCUUCUUUGCUGUCUGUUUUUCAUGUUUGUUGGUGCAAGGUAUUCGUCUGCGAAGGCUUGGUCAGGAGCAUCGAAGCCCCGGAGGCUGCACCCUCACUGGCCUGGCACUGGGAUUGAGUGCUGUGCAGGGCAUCAUUGCCGCAGAGUGGCUACUUCUCACCGUGCUGCGGGAGGGACAAGAUGCCUGUCAGUACACACCUAUGGACUUCGCUCUUGCCUGCAGCUACGUGCUAACACUCCUAUUGGCUGCAAUGACUGCAGCCGCCAUAGCCCUGUGUGGGAAGACACGUCAGUGGCGGCGCAAUGCCGUUUGGCUGCUGGUGUCCUGCGGGCUGUCAGUGCUGCUGUGGGUGACAUGGGUGGGCUUCUAUCUGUACGCAAAUGCCUGGCUGAACAAGGCCCCGGCCUGGAAUGACCCGACACUAGCCUUUGCUUUAGUAACUCAGGGCUGGUUGCUGAUAAUCUUUCAUGCCAUCCCUGAAUCCAAAAACUGCCUGAUACCCCCUCCGCAGCCAAGUGCACCCAAUUACUUUGACACCUCCCAGAAUUCAACACGAAGGAGGGGGACCAGCUUUGAUGAAGACAUCCCUCUCUCUCACAGACAGUUUGUGGAGAACCAGGGCUAUGGAUACAGCGACGAGAACACUGCAGGCUUGAGGAGCAGUGGUGGUGCCAGCCAACACAAUAGUAACACUGCUGCCAGACCCAGCGCACCUUUCCGCAGCAACGUCUACCAGCCCACUGAGAUGACCAUGAUCCUGAAUGGGGGAGCGGUGCCCUCCGCUCCUCCGACCUACACAGGGAGGCAGCUGUGGUGAGUGACAGGAACUGGGAAGAGAAUAUGUUGUAGAAAAUGAAAAGAAGAAGAAGAAGAGGAUGAGCGGGUGUUGAGGGAGGAGUCUGGGAUGGUUGGAUUGGACAUGGAUGGCAAUAGGGCACUAUCACUCUGUGUACAGACUUUAACACUGACCGUGUGCCAAUCAACGACUAUGAUGUAUGGGCGUGUGUGUGUGUGUGUGUGUGAGAAAACAGGGUAUGGAGGACAGAGCUAAAGCUCAUAGAGCACACACACAUCCCUCUCCCUCUCUUGGGUGUAAAAACUAAAAGUGUGACCAGAAAAUUGCAAAAUAAAACACAUGCCAACUCAGAUCAGAGAAUAUCAACAUGCAGUAUUCCUUCUUUUUGUUUUUGUUUUUGUUCUUUGAAUUUACUUCCCUGAGACUGGAGCACUGUAAGCAUCCAUGAAAACUGUGAAAAAUAAAUCACUUGCUGCUGCUCCAUCUCUCUCCCUGACGGUCAGUAUGUCUUCUCUGCUAAGCCUCACGUUGCUGCUGCUCAAGUAGAAUCAUUUUGCUCUGUCCUCCAUCCAUCCACAGCAUAGGUGAAGACAUAGCACAUGGGCAACUGUACAGCUUGAGCACUGCCUGCUUAAAAAAAGAAAAGAAAGAAAGAAAAAAAAAAAAAGAAGAAUCCAGCCUCUGUGGGUGUGUAUGUUACAUGUCAUUUUUACAUUACAUGUAGAGUACAUGAGAGGAAAGAGUGUUGGUCCAUCUCCUACAUCUCAAACAAACCUUCCCUUUCCUGCCUGCAACUCUCUUCAUCUCUGGUCUGCACUUCUCUGUCAACAUAACACAAAACUCUCCUCUCACCUUGACUCGUCCUCCCACCUACUACCUAGGACACUUUGCAAAAACCAACUGUGAAUCCCCAGACUGCAGUGGGGAAACAAGUUCUCUGUGACCACAGACACUACAAACGUAGCGUGAAGCACCCGAGGAGAAAGACUACUAGCUGUUAAUGAGCUGUUGUUAGAUAUGUGAUGGAAUAUAGUGGGUUCUGAGUGGGCAACAGGGGCGUCAGUCAACGGGGAGGCACUGGGUUCAUGAAUCUCAGAAAAUAUCACUUUAUAUCAGGAGGAAACAGAGCAAGGAAAUUUCCUCUGUUCUUAGUUCCUUUAUCUGUGCUAUUGUGUGGCGCGUACAUCAGCGCUGUGCGUAUUUGAGGUGUGUCAAGACUUGAUGGGGACAAUUCAAAGUCAAGGUUGCGCUCUGGUGCUAAAUAUUCCUCCAAACAACUUUGCAGUGAAGCGCAGGACUGCAGGAGCAGCAGGAGCAGCAGGAGCAGCAGGAGCAGCAGCACUGGUGUGGGCUGUAGUCAAACUGUGAGUGACAGACUAUAUAUAGCGCUGUGGCUGCUGUGCAGAGAUAUUCCAUAGCUUUGGGGAAGAUCAGAUUUACAGUGUGAGGUUGGAAGAUCAAAUGUAAUGGGAGGAGAAGGGAGGAAAGGGAGGGUGGAGGGUGUGACACAAUCCAAAAGGGAGUCCAUGUGACAGUGAAAUCUCUGUGACCCUCUUCAAUCUGUGUGAGAAAAUGGCUCCCUGCUCUGUCUGUGUGUGUUUCUGUGUGUGCUGUGGGGGCGGCCAUGCAGCUCCCUCCAUUCAGUGUGGUUGUCAUCUUUAUCUGGGGAAGCGUCCCUCCUCCUUCCUCCUCCUCCUUCCUCCUCCUCCUCCUCAUCAUCAUCGCCCUGUCUCGUUGUGAUCGGCUGUAGCUAAAGUCUCCGUGCCAAGAAAGAGACUUGUUUCACAAACCUUUCCCCUCCAUCGUGACACCAGCUCUCCUUCACCGGAGGAGCUGUGUACAUAGUAGUGCUGUAAAGCUAUGCUCACUUUUUUCUUUUCUUUUUUUUUAAACUGUAGGCUGUGUUUAAACACCAGUGUCAUAAGACCCACUGAGGCAACUGACUACUGCAAACUGUUUUUAUCUAUAUAUAUAUUUUUAAAUUGGUUUGCUAUGUGUUAAUACAUUGCUUGAUCGUUACAUUAUCCUUUUAUUUUUCUCAUGCUGCUGUCUCGUUUUUUUUGUAUUACCAUUUUGGAAAUGUUUUGCCAACACUAGAUAUGCUUUUAUUUUUUGUUUGAUUUUUGGUCAUGGCCCAUCCUGUCACAGUCAUGGGGAUAUAUAACAUUUUUUUAAUUUUUUACAGAAGAAAAAAAUCACAAAGGAAUAACCUUCGGCACUUCAUACAGUAAAUCAUUACUUAAACUGUGAUACAGUUAUAUAACAAUUAGUGGGUGGGCAAAAUCAAUUGACAACAAAAAAGAAAAUAGGAUUAAGGGGUUGAUAUUUGACUGCUGCUGUAUGUUAAUGUCUUACCCACUGGCUGUUAUAUAAUAGGACUGGUAGCAUCAGGGUAGCUCCAUGCUCAAAGACGGCUCUGUUUGGUCCACAAAACAAACUUUAGGCUCAUAGUCCAUGAGACAGAAGUGUCAUCAGGGUUUGGAACGGUCGCUCAAUGGUCUAAAAGGGAAGCUUUCAAUUCUUGUGACGUUUUCACUCACUGUGGAGUACAAAAAAAAAAGAAAAAAGAAUAACAUGUGACUUUGUAGAUUUUGCACUCGUCAACUACCUAUCUGUGCAUGCUUAUCACCAUUUCUACAUGUAAGACCUAUCUCAGACUGUACUUUUGAAUACUAACUCUAUUUAUGUAAAGUUCAUGUGACAGCAAUCAUACUGUUGGUGUAUAUCAAAAGACACACUCUUAAUGUCUGUGCUUUCUUAAACACAAAGAGUGGCAAAGAGAGUAAAGGCAGGGGAAACAUGGUCCAAAAUAGGAAACAAAAUGCCAGCAUCACUGGACCUAAUAAUACUUUCCUCUAUUUGUUUGAAGACUUUAGGGGAAUAAAAAAAAAAAAGAGAGAAUCUUUUGACUGAUCUCUGUCUCUGACUGUCUCUGUGUUAAAAUCAAAUAGACUGUGGUGAUAUUUGCACAAAAACUCUAUAUGUUAUCUUUGUCAUCCCUUGGCAGCCUGUUUGAACACUCAUCCGCCCUGGGUUUGACAUGUCCUCCUUGCCUGUCCUCUCUUGAUCUGUCUUGCCUUCAGACUGUUCCAGUGGGGCAGCUGAUAGGGGGGGCGAUACUGGUUUUCACUGCUGUGAUUGUGCAGUUACGCAGCAUGCCUAUGUAUAGAACUUGAUUCCCCUGAUUAGAAAAUGGAAAAAAAAACAAACAGUUAAAUCUCUUGUUUCUGUAACUGAUUCAAAUAAAAACGUUCAAUAAAAGUGUCAUGUUUGUAGUUAA
Messenger RNA from Solea senegalensis (Senegalese sole), 5192 nucleotides. RefSeq names its product G protein-coupled receptor, class C, group 5, member Ba (gene gprc5ba). The coding region runs from base 743 to 1933 and encodes 396 amino acids. The transcript is spliced from 4 exons. Gene Ontology annotation, cellular component: signaling receptor complex; plasma membrane; extracellular exosome. Lineage: Eukaryota; Metazoa; Chordata; Actinopteri; Pleuronectiformes; Soleidae. Gene Ontology annotation, biological process: G protein-coupled receptor signaling pathway. The record is from RefSeq and is a predicted model, not a curated record. Gene Ontology annotation, molecular function: protein kinase binding; G protein-coupled receptor activity; protein kinase activator activity.